UGACCUAAUUAGUUACCUAAAAUUUUCCCAUUCGGUUUUUUUUUUUUUAUUAAAUCCCUAAUCGCCAUACACGCACGCGGCACGGCUCUAAGCCUACACCGGCACCUGCAGCGGCAGUAGCGCUCGCCCUGCAACCUAGCAACGUCAGGCAGUCCUCCCGGCGACACCAGCACACCGCUCACGGCUUCAGGCAGUCCACGGCAGACGGUCGACGGCACUGGUAAUUUCUGUUCCUUCUCAACUUAUGGAUGGGUGUACGAUUUUGGAGUUUAUAGCACUAAGGAGCGAUAGAAAUGGAGGACGAGACUAGUAGUGGCAUUGGUUCUACUUCUAAGGAUGGGAUGCCGGUGGAGGAAUGUCAAAACAUGAUUCAAAAGAGUCUCCAAACUCCAACGGUGAAGUUCUUGAUGGAACAUCUGAAGAAAGGCGGUUGUGAGAUCAGCAACAAUUUCAUAAAGGCCGACCAUUGUGAUGGCAAGAUUAGCGGCGGUUAUGUCCAGGGGAAAGGAAUAGUAAUAUGUAGCAACCACUUGACCAUGCAAGACGAGGUAAGCCAGGUCAUCAAACACGAGCUUAUUCAUGCAUACGACGAAUGCCAGACCGCAAACCUGAACUGGGCCGAUUGUGCUCACCACGCGUGUAGUGAGAUUAGAGCUAACCAUCUCAGUGGCGACUGCCAUUUCAAACGGGAGUUGCUGCGAGGAUACCUGAAGAUGCGUGGCCACGAGCAAGAUUGUGUGAAGCGAAGAGCGAUGAAGUCCGUGAAAAGUAACCCUUACUGUUCAGAAGCUGCUGCUAAGGAUGCCAUUGAAGCAGUCUGGGAUAUUUGUUACAAUGAUACUCGGCCCUUUGAUCGAGCUCCGUGAAGAUAUGAUAAUCGCGGUUAGCUUCUUAGAGAGAUACAAAAUUUUUGGUAAUAUUGCUCCACUUUUGACUUGAAGCAUUGCAAUUGAGAAUAGAAAUUGUAUUCUUUUUGUGAUAAUCUUGUGGUUUUGUGUACACAUUAGAUCUUACAUUUGGGUCAGUUUAUGAUAUGAGAUAUGAUAUGGUAGACAUAAUUUGAUAUUUU
Ipomoea nil (Japanese morning glory) is the source of this 1069-nucleotide messenger RNA. RefSeq names its product mitochondrial inner membrane protease ATP23-like. The transcript has 2 exons. NCBI's taxonomy places the organism in Eukaryota, Viridiplantae, Streptophyta, Magnoliopsida, Solanales, Convolvulaceae. Gene Ontology annotation, cellular component: extrinsic component of mitochondrial inner membrane. The record is from RefSeq and is a predicted model, not a curated record. Gene Ontology annotation, biological process: mitochondrial protein processing; mitochondrial proton-transporting ATP synthase complex assembly. Bases 294 to 866 code for a protein of 190 amino acids. Gene Ontology annotation, molecular function: metalloendopeptidase activity.